Chironomus riparius is the source of this 2067-nucleotide messenger RNA. NCBI's taxonomy places the organism in Eukaryota, Metazoa, Arthropoda, Insecta, Diptera, Chironomidae. The record is from the annotation of a GenBank genome assembly.
AUAUCAAGUUGCAAAAUUCAAAGCCGAACCAAAAAUACAAAAAAAACAGAUCUUUAAAUUAAGAUCCUUUAUUUAAAAUCCAUUAUUGAUCUGAAUGUAAUAAGAACAUGCAGAAAGGAACAUUAAUUAACACGAGGGAAAAAGAAGUAUCAAGCAUUUGGCUGUACGAGGAUCAAGACGAAGCUAAAGGUCCACCAUCACGAAAUGGGAACAUUGACUUAUACGACUUUGAUUUAUCGGAUGAAAAUGAGUGCUGCAUGAGUCUAUCGGAUACAAACGAGAUUAUUGGAGAUUACAAAAAGCUAUUGUACGACAAAUUAUGUAUUGUGAAGCUUAAUGAUAUUUCAAUUUUGCCAGUAUCUAACAAUACACCGCACAUUUUAAAUCUAAAGCAGGAAUUUACAUUUCCGCAAUCUAAUUUUGCCGCGCAACGAGACAAUUUCACGCAAACAGUAAAGCCUAUAGAGGCUAGAGUUAAAACACCGUAUCCGUAUGCUGCAUUAAGAGAUUUAAUUGAGGAUCAAACGUUUUUACGUCCACAAUCAUUCCCUAUGGAUACGCCAUCUAAUCACAGUAUGAAAUAUGCACGACAUAACAAUAUGAGGAAUAACAAUACUAAUGAUCAUAUCGGUGAUGGAAUUGACAAUAAUUUGAGGCAGAUAAAAUGCAAUUUGUAUGAAGUCAGCAAAAUUGAAAAGAGUGACGAUUUGGAGGUAGUUAAUUCUGUGCAGUGUCAAAAUCCUGUUCAACGUGUCAUUGUAAAGCCAAAAAAUCAAUCAACACCGACAUUCAAAUGUAAGAAAGCAUGUCAACGUCCAUCCACGAAACAGAUGCGCAAAAAAGAAAUGUCUCGUGAUGAUGAAGAUGAAUCGGGUGCCAUUAGUGUUGCUAAAAAUAAUUUGGCAUCAAAAAAAUCAUCAAACUCAUCAAAGGAAAGUAGUAAAAUGGAUGUAGCAUCAAGUGAUUCGACAGAUUUCUGCAAUGUCGGCGGAAGUUGUUAUGUCAAACUUUGUACGAUUGUUGAGCAAUUGCAAGAUUUUGAAUGGGAAGUGUGCAUUGAUGGAUUGCGGAACUUCCUUCAGAUUGCAAAUAAUAUUCAUUGGGAUAGUGAUUUAGGAGCUAGAUUCAUUCCAAUUAUCAGCAGAAAAUUAAUUGACUUUUUCAAGUCGCCACGUUCGAAUUUGUGCCGAACAGCAUGUCAAGUGGCUGGUGAAUUUUUUCUGCUUGCAAAAAGCACAAAGCGGCCGGAAUUUGAUGAAAUGGUUGACAUCCUGUUGUGUAAGACUUCUGAUCCAAACAGAUUCAUUCAAAAAGAUGCAAAUAUAGCACUUGAAAAGAUGGCAUCGUGCAUAUCCGUGCAUCAUUCAGUUCGUGCUGUUUGUGCAAAAGGAUCUAAUCACAAGCAUCCAAUUGUUCGCUCGACGUCUGCUCGAAUAUUGACGGAAAUCUGCAAGAAAGCUGGAAAUGACCAGAUUAUUGGAAGUGAUGCAAAUCCACGAACUAGGAAGCGAGUAAUGUCGAAUUUAGCAAUAUUUCUGUUAGACAAAAACAUGGAAACGAGAAAGAAUGGAGAACAGCUGUGCAUGCUUCUCAAGAGUCAUAAAUUCUUCAUGGAAUAUUUUUUCAAGGAUGUUGAAAACAAUUUAAAGGUUCCACUCCGAAAAAUUGUUAAUCAACUACGAUGAAUGACAAAGCUUUUAUGUUGGUUUCGAGUUGGAACUGAAAACUGUAAACGAUUCAUGGAAGAUAUUAAGCUUUUUGGGAAUGAAUGAAUAAUGAAAUUUUUUGUUGAUAAUAGUAAGAUUCAGCUGAUUGUAAAGGUUGAUUAAAGGGUAUUAAGGCUCAAAAAACUUUAAUCACACACUUUCUACUUCCCAAGAAUGCUGAUCGUCAAUAAACUAGUUAAGAGGCUGUUCACUUAUUACGUUCGCAUUUUAGAAGAGAGGGGGGGUUGAAAAAUUGUAACAAAAUGUAAUGUAGGGGAGGGGGGUGUCAAGAAGUAUGUAACGUUCUAACUGUCGUCUGUCUUUUAAAAAAAGUUCACGAAAAAAAUUUGUUUACAAAUUC